UUCCUUCACAGGUGCAUCAAGGUGUGGGAUGUGGCCAAUUUGGACGUGUACUGGAUCACGCUGAUCGACCGGCGGUCCGGCGUCGUCAUCAACCAGAUCCGCUCGGUGGAUCAGGAGUGGGGCGUCCGCUCGCUAAACUUCCUAGGCCAGAAGACCAUUUCCAUCGCGUUCUACGACAUGUGCGCGGACAAGUACCGACCGAUCGAUAAGCACUCGCAGCAGCCCUACCUCACCCUGGGUGAUGGCUGGAUCGCCAAGGACGAGAUGUAUCGGAACUACCUCGCCCAGAACCACAACCAGCCCGUUCCGAAUGCUGUGUACACUCACUGUUAUGAUCCCACCUUCACCCGGCUCUUCGUUGGUGCUCACCUGCGUGGACCAUCCAGUUGGGGCUGA
Acanthamoeba castellanii str. Neff is the source of this 396-nucleotide messenger RNA. RefSeq names its product WD repeatcontaining protein 40A, putative. The annotation marks the transcript as partial. The record is from RefSeq and is a predicted model, not a curated record. NCBI's taxonomy places the organism in Eukaryota, Discosea, Longamoebia, Acanthamoebidae. The transcript has 7 exons.